UUUUCGGUUUUAUUUUUUACCUUCUCGUUUAAAAAGCAAAAAAAUGUCACCCAAUAUUCGAAAAACAACAAAUAUUUGACAAUAAUGGCAUCACCUUUAUUAAAUCAAAUCAAGGAGAAAUCCAAACGUCGACGAAAACUUUUAGCCCAACAGUUUGGCCUCAAGAAUGUCGAUAAUUUACCUAAAGUUCUUGGCUUCGAUGAUGAACGUAAAGCAUUCCAAUUGAGCAGAAAAUGUUCAUCAGUUCGAAAAGAUCUUGGUGAUUCGAAAACUCGAGUCCAUCAUAAAUCUAGCAAUAAUGAUUUAUGUCCAGAUUUACUUGGCGAUGUAGCUGAUGAAGAAAUCACCUAUACAGAUUCUAGCACCUUUCUAAAGGGAACUCAAUCUGCCAAUCCUCACAAUGAUUAUUGUCAACAUUUUGUUGACACUGGUCAGCGGCCACAAAAUUUUAUUCGUGAUGUAGGACUCAAUGAUCGAUUCGAAGAAUAUCCUAAACUUAAAGAAUUGAUUCGUUUAAAAGAUGAACUUAUUCAAAAAACGGCCACUCCACCCAUGUAUUUAAAAUGUGAUCUACGAAAGUUUGAUCUCAUUGAAUUGCAAGCAAAAUUCGAUGUUAUACUUAUUGAUCCACCAUUAGAAGAAUACAAAAGAACAAAUGGUGUUACUAAUGUAGAUUUUUGGUCAUGGGAUGAUGUUAGUAAACUUAAAAUUGAAGAUAUUGCAGCACCACGAUCAUUUAUAUUUUUAUGGUGCGGUUCAUCUGAUGGCCUAGAUCUUGGACGUGUUUGUCUUCGUAAAUGGGGUUUUCGUCGUUGUGAAGAUAUUUGUUGGAUCAAAACAAAUAUUGACCAGAAAAAGAAACAUGCAAAAAAUCUUGAACCAAAAGCUAUAUUUCAACGUACCAAAGAGCAUUGUCUUAUGGGUAUUAAAGGAACUGUAAGACGAAGUACAGAUGGUGAUUUUAUCCAUGCUAAUGUUGAUAUCGAUCUCAUCAUUACCGAAGAAUUUGAAUAUGGAAGUUUGAAAAAACCGGAUGAAAUUUAUCAUAUUAUUGAACAUUUUUGUUUAGGUAGACGUCGUUUAAAUUUAUUUGGACGUGAUGAUAUUAUUCGUCCUGGAUGGCUUUCAAUAGGUCCAGCAUUAACCAAUAGUAAUUUCAAUGCUGAAACUUAUCAUAGUUAUUUCGAUGGUUCAAACGGAAAUCUAACCGGAUGUACAGAACGGAUUGAAAUAUUGCGGCCAAAAUCACCACCACCAAAAGUGAAUAAAAAUUCCAAUUCAUCCAUACGAUCAAAUUCACAUUAUUCGGUACCUAGAAAAAUUCAACGCCAAUAGAUGGCAGCUAUUAUGACGACAUGUGUAAAAAUUUAAUUUAAUUUUAUUAUUAUUAUUAUUAUUAACAAAAAUUGAUUUUUGAUUAUUAUUUUGAUGACAACAAAUCGAUCUGAAUUCAUUGUUUGACAUUUUAUUAAAUCUUUGGUACAAUAAAUGAAUAGCGUUUCAUAUUUCA
Molecule: messenger RNA, 1510 nt
Organism: Dermatophagoides farinae (American house dust mite)
Lineage: Eukaryota; Metazoa; Arthropoda; Arachnida; Sarcoptiformes; Pyroglyphidae
Gene: Mettl14
Product: methyltransferase like 14
Biological process (GO): mRNA modification
Cellular component (GO): RNA N6-methyladenosine methyltransferase complex; nucleus
Molecular function (GO): mRNA binding
Source: RefSeq, a predicted model, not a curated record